CUUCAGCCGCAGGCAAUGGAGCCGAGGCUUGGCUUGCACCGGAAAGCUGGGGUGUUUUGCCCUCGUUAUCGUCACCUGUCGGCCCUCUGCAAAAAGCGCACCCAUUGACACCCGAGAAUGUGACAUCGGAUGAGAUGGAGCAGAGCGACUAUGAGAGUUGGGACUAUGGCAAGAGAAAGCUCUCGACUGUCAGGAUUUUCAGGCCAGAUACAACAUAUACUACCGUCAACUGUGUCUACAAUAUUACAGCUAGUGAACUCAGCGCGAUGCUUGGGAGAAAGAUAUUCAAGCCAGAUACAUCCAAGUACCACCUCUAUAUGCUCCGCAACAACGUUGUCCGUCCAUUGGGACCUUAUGAGCGACCGUUGCAGAUACUGCGACGAUGCUUGAUACAGUUUGGAUAUACGGAUCAAGACAAGCUGGAUGAGCUUUCUGGCAAGGACAACAGUUUUUUGUGUCGCUUCACAUUUGCAGAAAACGGUGUACCUCUUAUUACGGAAGGGGACUUCCCGCCACACAGCAUAUAUGCGGAUGUGAACCUCCAACGCCGGUGUUUGCCUACGAUCCCGAUCUUCCUCUACUCGAGGGCAAAAGAUAUUGUGCGACUAAAUAUUUCACACAACCAGCGCAUGGAUUUGCCACUGGAUUUCGUUCAGAACUGCAGCUCGCUCAGAGACCUUCGGAUGGCAUACAAUGACCUCGACAAGGUUCCCAGCAAUGUCCGCUACAUCAGCAAUCUUCAGAUUCUAGAUGUCCGAGGCAACCGAAUCAAGGACUUGGAGAAGGCGUAUCUGGACGAGGCACGCAAACUUGACACUCUGAUCCUUCAAUGCAACCGCCUAGACUCUAUUCCCGACACAUUUCAGAAAUUUAAAUACCUCAGAGUGAUCAACCUGUCCAGCAACAAUUUUACGAGGUUCCCUGCUAUACUGUGCCAAGUGUUGACUUUGGAGGAACUGGACUUGAGCUUUAACGACAUUACCGAGGUCCCGAUCGACAUCAGCACUUUGGUGAACCUGAAAAAGCUAUUACUGUAUGGUAACAGAAUCGCUCCCUUUCUUCCGAAAUCCAUGGAAAAGCUCACAAACCUUCGGAAGUUGGAUAUUCGACAGAAUGGCAUCCUCAAUCUCGAUGCCCUCAACGACCUCCCGGCACUGCAAGAACUUCUGGUGGACUACAACACGAAUGUUGUUUUAAACACCUCCCUGGGCGCCUUGGUUCGGGCCUCAGUUGUGAAAUGCAACAUGACGGAUAUCAACCUACGAGGGACAGGCGAUACCUUGAUCUUUUUAGAUCUAUCCUCAAACAAAUUAGCCAAUUUGGCGCCUGAGCUGUUUGGACAUUUGCGAUGCCUGGAGACCCUCAGACUGGAUAACAACAGCAUUAUCUCCAUACCUGGGACGAUCAGCGCACUUAAGCGGCUCAGGACGCUCUCAGUGGCGAACAACAGUCUUUCUAGUGUACCCGAUGAGAUUGCUAGUCUUGACUCUCUGAUAGAGCUGGACGUUCACAGCAACAGUCUGGGCGAACUCCCUGCUUCGAUUUGGAAAUGCGCACUCAGUUACCUCAACGCCUCUUCCAACAUUCUGGAGUCCUUCCCGGAUCCACCGCAGACUGUCGUUGCAAACGGCAUCACUAUCUCGACGUCUUCUUCUGCAACGCUCAACGAGUCUGAGCUUCAGGCGUUGAAUACAAUGAAGAAUGCAUCGUCUCCCUCUUCUAAGCCAUUGCCAGCACCGCCGGCCAUGCAAAACUCACCCUCGAACGGACGAUCAUCUAAGGCACCACCACUGUCGAACACACUGCAGACACUAUGUUUGGGCGAUAAUCGACUUCCGGACGAUGUAUUUUACCCUUUAUCCCACCUUGCCUCGUUGGAGGUCCUUAACUUGAGUCACAACUUUAUUGCCGAGAUUCCUCGAGGCAAAAUCCCCAACCCUGGCAAUCUUCUGGAGCUCUACUUGAGUGGUAAUCAGCUCACGAAUCUGCCCGCAGACGACAUCGAGUCUUUGCGGAACUUGCGAGUCUUGUACGUGAGUGGGAACAAACUGACGACUCUUCCUGCUGAACUGGGUAAGAUCAAUCGCCUUGGUGUCCUGGAUGUCGGCUGCAACAUGUUGAAGUACAACAUUUCGAAUUGGCCUUAUGAUUGGAAUUGGAACUGGAACUUGGAACUCAAGUAUCUCAACAUGUCAGGUAAUAAGAGGCUGUUGAUCAAGCGACAAACUGGAGAAAUCGUGCCAACAUCAACCUAUCCCGGCAACCUGUCUGAGUUCGGCAACCUGACCUGUCUCCGGAUCCUGGGACUGAUGGAUGUCACAAUAACGGACAAUGUACCGGACGACACAGUGGAGAGGCGCGUUCGAACAUCCACCUCUACGUUGCACAACAUGUCUUACGGAAUGGCAGACACCUUAGGCGACAGCGACAACCUUUGUAUCUGGGAUCUGGUUCAUCCGAAGUUUCACACAAAGGAUGACGAAGUGCUGUUCGGAUUGUUCGAUGGUCGCUCAGGACGGUCUCAAUCCAGCUGCAGAAUGACGAGCCAUUUGAAGGAUCGGUUCGGGGACUGCUUCAAGAUCGAGUUGGAGAAGCUGGAGGGCUCGGAUACAGUCGUCAGUGCACUUCGCAGAACUUUCUUGGGAUUGGACCGCGAGCUUUGGCCUCUUGCUCAGGGAGACAAUGGAAAGGGAGGAGCUUCGGCUUUGGUGGCAUACAUCAAGGGCGUCACACUCUACUCAGCUAAUGUCGGAGACACGAUCGCAGUCUUGGUCAAGAAAUCGGACUCAUUUCAAGUGAUCUCGCAAAAGCACAUUCCAUGGAACCCCACGGAGGCAGCACGUAUCAAACGUUCGGGCGGAUUUGUCAGUGAGGAUGGUCUACUGAACGACGAGCUGGACAUCUCGAGAUCGUUUGGCCAAUAUCACUUGGUGCCAAUUGUCAAUUCAAAUCCGUAUAUCGAGACGACGACCCUGACAGAGGACGAUGACUUUUUGAUCAUGGCCUCAAAGUCGUUCUGGGAUGUGAUGUCGUACAAUACAGCUGUGGAUAUCGCCAAGGCUGGUAUGAGAAUUUACGGAGAUCUGAUGCAUGCCUCCCAAAAGCUGAGAGAUAUUGCAGUCUCGUAUGGUGCGCGUGAGCACAUGGUGGUCAUGUUGAUUGGAGUCGGGGACCUAUUUAAGAAGAAGGAGCCCUUGGACUCUGCAGAGUAUCAUCAGCACAAGAAGCGACCCAAGCCCACGGAGGGACCAAUUGACGCUUUGAAAUACCUGAAGCCGGAAAUUGAGCCGCCACAGGGUGAUGUGGCCAUGGUCUUCACUAGUGUCAAGGGCUCGACCGAACUGUGGGAAGACAUCCCCAUCGCGAUGGCCAUCGGUGUCAGAGAGCACUUUAACGUGAUGCGUCGUCAGCUCCGCUCUAUCGGAGGGUACGAGGUCAAGAACGAACGCGAUGCUAUGAUGGCAUCAUUUUCAAGCGUGCCUGCUGCCAUGCUCUGGUGUCUCAAAGUUCAGGAAUUGUUAGUUUCGGCGGAUUGGCCACAGGAGAUUCUCGACUCAGAGAAUGGCAAGACGAUAUAUAGUCCUACGGAUCCUAAUCAACCCCUGCACCGUGGUCUUUCUGUCCAGAUGGGGAUCCAUUGGGGGCAGCCCGUGAGCCACAAAGACGAGGUGACGCGGAGAAUGGAUUACUAUGGACCCAUGGUCAACCGAGCUGCACGUCUUUGUGGCUCUGCGGACGGAGGCGAGAUCUGUGUCAGCAGCGAUGUGAUUAAGGUCAUGCAGCAGUUUGGUGAUCUGGAAAACUCAGACUCCCCAGAUGUUGACCAUAUCCGCGAGCUGAAAAAGCUAGGUUAUGUUGUUGUCGAUAUCGGAGAGAAGAAGCUGAAAGGUCUGGAAACGCCUGAGAGUCUUCAUCUGCUGUACACUCGAGUACUGGCAGGCCGUUUCGCGAUGGAUUUGAAAAGCGUGGCAAGGACACCCAUUCUUGGAUCUCAGGCGAUUAUGGAACAACCUAUGGUACUCGACACGAAUUCUGUCCGCACUCUACAGAUGAUCUGUUUACGUCUUGAGCGAUUGGUGUCCGGUGAAUUGGCCAAGCAUGGUCGUGCAUCCGAGCAGCACUUGGCGCUUCUCUCGCUGCCCUUUAAAGACAAUGUGGAUCCGGAUGACCUUGUGCAGAUCGCAGACAACUGCAUUUCCAGGAUUGAGAACUGCUUCUCGCAACUGUACAUGAUCAAAUCAGGGCCGUUUGUCGAAGUGUACGAGUCGUUAAGCAAGGUCCUAGAGAGUGACCCAGGAUAUAUCAUGCGGGCGCUCCAGACGUAUGUCAGCAUCAUGGGCGGAACGGGGUCGCCAGCCCUUCUCUAGUCCUGGACUCGGCGCUACUCUAGCUUCAAACUCUAGCGAAAAAUCGACAUGGCACCCACAUAGACUAAGAACGUAUUUUUUUCAUUCUCGCCACACUCCCUUCUCUACUCAAUUGUCAUAUUAAUUAAAAUAAUUGGCGCCCGCAAUGGUGACCUAUUGCCAUCGUGGACUCCAGCUGUCUAUCUCGAAUCGAACAUAUAUUAUUAUUUUUGGUUUUAAACGGCUUUCGAUGCAUUGGAUUGGAGCUUCGCCCGCGCAACCUCUAAACUCCGCUGAUACGUUGGUCGUCGUAGGCCCUUGUCGUUGGCAGGAGGAAGGAAUGCGACCUGAGGACGAUACCGUCUUGACUUCGAUAGUGUCAGAUCUAAGACCCACUUAGGGAUGUACUUCAUCGCAAUCCUUCGAAGGAUAAUGUUGUACCAAUGC
Gamsiella multidivaricata is the source of this 4793-nucleotide messenger RNA. RefSeq lists its product as uncharacterized. Bases 135 to 4367 code for a protein of 1410 amino acids. The transcript has 7 exons. The record is from RefSeq and is a predicted model, not a curated record. Gene Ontology annotation, biological process: cyclic nucleotide biosynthetic process; intracellular signal transduction. Gene Ontology annotation, molecular function: protein binding. Lineage: Eukaryota; Fungi; Mortierellomycota; Mortierellomycetes; Mortierellales; Mortierellaceae.